CCCUCUCUCCAGGAGAAAUACCAUGGAACCUAAGCAAGAGCUCUCGUAUUUCCUCACCCAGCAAGCAAGCCACAAAGGUAGUUAUUAGAUAACUCCUCAGGCGGGGACUCAUGAUUCAAAACCUUAUAGGUUCCCUAUUAAACAUACCUAGGAGGCAAGUAUAUAUGACCGUAGCUAGGUAGGUAUUCCUCACUUAAUAAAACAUUAUAUUUCAAGCUCUCCGUCAUAUACAUUUCACCCAUAUAUCAUACAUCUUACAGGCAUUAUCAGGAGCCGCCUUGAUACAAUCGAUCCUCACCACUCACCGAUCGGGAAAACUACGGCAGCGUUGCCCCACUAGCUUUUGCACUGGGUUACUGCAGUGCUUAAGUCUGUCUGGCAAAUUCAGCACAGCGAACAUUCACAAGCCUCGUAGUGUGGAAAACGUAUCUAUCCUCGCACCUCAGAAUGGCUCGCCCCAAACGUAACCUUCACGCGGCCGCCGAAGAAUCUACGACCCCACCUGAUGCUUUGACGCCCACUCAGAGCGUUGCGAGGGUCAUCAAGGCCGAAGGGAAUAGCCUGUACAGCUGCUUAUUACCCAAUCAGCAGAUUGUUCUAGUCGAGCUUGCGGCACGUUUCCGCAAUACGAUAUGGAUCAAGCGUGGUGGUUAUGUGUUAGUAGACCUGACGCCUCCCGAGGAGAAAAGGGGCAAAGUAGAGGGUGAGAUCGCAAACGUUGUCCGUGAGGAAAAGGAAUGGCGCAAGCAGAGCUACUGGCCGAAAGAAUUCGCUAAAGCAACUUUUGAUGAUGACGACGAAGACGAAGAGUCUAAUGUCGGCAAAAUGCCGCCCUCAGACUCUGAAGGAGAAGACUGAAAGUCAAGCUAUCA
Xylaria bambusicola is the source of this 872-nucleotide messenger RNA. RefSeq lists its product as uncharacterized. The record is from RefSeq and is a predicted model, not a curated record. Gene Ontology annotation, biological process: translational initiation. Gene Ontology annotation, molecular function: RNA binding; translation initiation factor activity. The transcript has 3 exons. Gene Ontology annotation, cellular component: nucleus. NCBI's taxonomy places the organism in Eukaryota, Fungi, Ascomycota, Sordariomycetes, Xylariales, Xylariaceae. The coding region runs from base 448 to 858 and encodes 136 amino acids.